AUGUUAUAUUAUGCGAACUUCAAGUCAAAGCUACAGCACUCCAUACAAUACUCAUCCCACGCAGGGCCCUCGAGUUUGACCGGUAAUCUCACGAGAUUGCUGAAUAACCAUUUGCUAUCACGGUUCACCUAUAAUAUACCUCCUCCACCCAUUCACGGUGAGUCACAGCACCAUCCUUGGAAGCAUAUCGUUGACACGCAUGGGAUGGAGUCUCAGUAUCUCCCCAAUAUCACCAACUACACACCACGGUUUUUUGGAGAGUCAAAUGUCUCAAUAUGGCAUCGGUUGCCGGUGGUGAGACGGUCUGCAGUGUUAGUACUGCUUUUUCUAGGCAAGAGCGGCGAAUUGCGUGUGGUGCUCACGAAGCGGUCGCGCGACCUGAGGAGCUUCUCGGGUCACGUUUCCCUCCCUGGUGGAAGGGCCGAUACCGGUCUUGAGAGUGAAUGGAUGGUUGCCAGGCGAGAAACAGAAGAAGAGAUUGGUAUUUCCAGAUACGAUAGAGUGAACGCCGAGAACGGGUUCUCAAUAGAGUACGUGAACAUGCUUCCUUCGUAUCUCUCGCGGACAUUUCUGGCGGUACGGCCUUGUGUGGGCUUUGUGAAAUGGGCUCCGGAAAAGCUGGCGAACCCAGAAGAUCAACAUAUAUCUUCUAUUCUGCUUAAUCCUGGCGAGUCAUCGUCGAUCUUCUCGGUUCCUUUGAAGGACUUCCUCCAACCCAAACCGAGGCGCUACGAGCUCCAGGAGUGUCUCAAGCAAUCAUACGUGAAAACCAAAUGGGGCGGGCUCCCAUGGAACUUGCGUUCAUACAUCUUUCCUCUACACAACGACAACGAAGUCAGAUGGCUUUCUGAAGUUCAGGAUCUUUCGAGCGAGGAGGAAGAGUCUCAGACAGACAUGGAAUUGGGGGAAAAGACCAGAGACGUUUGGGGGCUAACUGCAAAUAUUCUGCGCGAUUUGGCAGAGGUUGCGUAUUGCCAGAGGGGAGACGAUUUAGUCAUUGGAGAGGAAGAACUCAUGCACUCGUUGCACGAGCAUGGGGGCCAGAUGUCGACCAAACGCAGAUCUGAUUUCGAGACAAAAAUGAUCGCUGGUGCAAAGGGAGUCAAAUUUGGAGACGUUUUGGAGAAGAAGGAGUUUGAGAGGUUGAAGAAAAUCUACAGUCAUAUAUAA
Molecule: messenger RNA, 1170 nt
Organism: Kuraishia capsulata CBS 1993
Lineage: Eukaryota; Fungi; Ascomycota; Pichiomycetes; Pichiales; Pichiaceae
Exons: 1
Coding region: 1-1170 (389 amino acids)
Biological process (GO): coenzyme A catabolic process
Molecular function (GO): acetyl-CoA hydrolase activity; coenzyme A diphosphatase activity
Source: RefSeq, a predicted model, not a curated record